CAUUUUAUGGGGUGGCAGUCACAUUUAUGUUUAAACUGGAGCUCUCCCAUAAAUAGGGAAUUAAACUUCAGCUCUUAGGGGGUGACUUGUCAUGAGCCCACCAAAUGUCUGCUCAGCCUUGCUGAAAUGUCUCCAUGCAAAUGGGAAAUGGUUUGUCCUCCUUCUCUGCAUUGAACCCUUCUGAGCAACAUCUCACUUGAAAAGCAGCAAGUCCUUGGACUGCUUCCUCUUUCUCAUGCUAACAGGAGCCAAGCUCACCCCAUGUAUUAUAUCUAUGUAAAAGGCAUUAAGGAUUGUUAGUUAAAUGUCUGUUUGGUCUAGACUGUGCCCUGGUUAUCUGUGCCUGAGUAGCUGCACUGGACACCACUAUUUGCACAAACCAGCGGUUAGUCUGAGAGUAAAUGAAUCAGUUUUCUGCCAAAGCACUGACCUCCUGCGAUUGAUUGACCUGGCGAGCUGCCCUCAGCUGACAACAGGCCAUAAAAAAGGGACUUCUGAGCAAAGGAGUGUCAUUAGACUGUGAACUGCUUGGAGCCAUGAGGGCGAUACUGUUGGCUGUGGUUUACAUCCCAUUCAUCGUGGCUCUGGAACGAAUCCCCUUGAUUCGAUUCAAAUCUAUCAAGAAACAGCUGAAGGAAAAGGGAGAAUUAGAGGAAUUUUGGAGGAAUCACCACCCUGAUGUUUUUGCCCGGAGGUAUCUGCAUUGUUUCCCUGCAGAUAUUGCUUUAUCAGUAGGAACUACUUCAGAAAGGCUGUAUGAUUACAUGAAUGCGCAGUACUACGGGGUUGUGAGCGUCGGGACACCGCCCCAGAGGUUCACCGUCGUGUUUGACACCGGCUCCUCCAACUUCUGGGUCCCGUCCGCUUAUUGCAUCAGCGAGGCCUGCAGAGUGCACCAGAAAUUUAAGUCCUUCAAGUCAGAUUCAUAUGAGCACGGAGGGGAAGCCUUCUCCCUGCAGUAUGGCUCAGGACAGCUUCUGGGCAUUGCUGGCAAAGACACACUGCAGAUAAGUAACAUCUCCAUCAAGGGACAGGACUUCGGUGAGUCGGUGUUUGAGCCAGGAACAACUUUUGUCCUUGCCCACUUUGAUGGUGUACUGGGCUUAGGCUACCCCUCCUUAGCAGUGGGCAAUGCUCUGCCUGUGUUUGACAGCAUCAUGAACCAACGCCUGGUAGAGGAGCCAAUCUUCUCUUUCUAUCUGAAAAGAGGAGAUGACACUGAGAAUGGUGGUGAGUUGAUUCUAGGGGGAAUAGACCAUUCUCGCUACAAAGGUUCAAUCCACUGGGUCCCAGUCACUGAGAAAAGCUACUGGCAAAUACACAUGAACAAUAUAAAAAUCCAGGGCCGGGUGGCAUUUUGCUCCCAUGGCUGCGAGGCCAUCGUUGACUCGGGCACUUCCCUUAUCACCGGCCCCUCUUCACAAAUCAGGCGAUUGCAGGAAUAUAUUGGGGCAAGUCCAUCAAAUAUUGGAGAGUUUCUUGUAGACUGCAGAAGACUCUCGAGCUUGCCUCACAUAAGCUUCACGAUUGGACACCGCGAAUACAAGCUGACAGCAGAGCAGUACAUCAUAAAGGAGUCCAUUGAUGACCAAACCUUCUGCAUGAGCGGCUUUCAGUCUCUCGACAUCCCCACUCGCACUGGCUCGCUCUGGAUUUUAGGAGAUGUCUUCAUGUCUGCAUUUUACUGUAUUUUUGACCGUGGGAAUGACAGAGUGGGAUUUGCAAAAGCUGUUCACAGGAAGGAUUACUACUGAGCUGUAAUAGCAUUUAUUCUGUCUUAGCUCAGGUUAAUGUAAUGAUCUUCAACAAUGUGAAGAAGAGCUUUUGCUGAAACUCUGGACCUAAAUGGGCAUUGUGUUGUCCCCAUCCAAGUUUUAAGGAAUUUGCAGUGAUCCUUGUCCCAGAUGAUAUAGUGUGAUUAAAUAUCUAUAUGUUUACAACGGAGAAACAGUUUUUCCUGAGUAACUCUCACAUUACAGCUUUCAAAUAAAGCACAAGAGCAGCUCAGCACUCAGAUUGGCAAAAGAUCAGGAAGAAUGAAAAUGCUGAACUGUGCCAGGCUGAAAAGAUAGCAGCUAUGUGUGGGGAAAACUAAUCCUAGUCCUGCUUGGUCUGACUAUCCUUUUUUUUUUUUUCUUGUGCACUAGUUUCCACCUCAUUUCUACAGCUUUCCUUUCCAUCAUUAUUUUCCAUUGUUUGGGUUUUGUUCAACUUCAUUUCCUGAGUGCCAUGGAAAUUCUCUUUAAAUUAGCUUGCUUCAACCAGCUUAUAUAAAAGGGAAUUUGACAGAUGCCUGUGUGGCCACUAACUUCAGCUACUGUUCCUUGCAUGAUUUCCUGCUCCUUACACCACCUCUCAAACCUGCUUUUUCCCUGGGAUUCAUUAUCCCUUGAUAAUUCUCCUUUUUUUGGGUCUGGGCAUUUGAUGUCCAUGCCUUAGGUCAGAGGAUGCUUUUAGUGCCUGUCUCCACUCCCCCUUGGCAGAGUGAGCAGCUGGAGCAGCAUCUAUUCAUGCUAGAAAACCCAGACUACAGUGUUCUUCCACCUCAGAUGAGUUAUGGGACCCAUGCACCAGCACUACACAUCUACUGCCCCUUGCUCAGCCACUUCUUGUCAGCAGUGGCAGAAGUUUCAGAUGAAACAGCCACAGGUAGAUGCACUGAUUUGGCAAAAGAUUCACCUAAAUUCUACCCAUUGGAGUAUUUUUUUGGAUUGCCAAAGCUGAUACUGCCCCCAUACACAUGAAUAAAACAUAACCAAACAAAAUCUGCUUUGAUCUUAGCACUGGUGUUUCAGUUACAUUUUAUGUUUCUUUACAGUGGUUCCAGUGCUGGGAGGAAGGGGAGUUGAGGGUGGAACAACAAUUGAAAAUUCAGGUUGCUCUGUGUCCUGGAGGAAAAAAAUGUCAUGUGUUGGGGCUGCUUGUAUUUUCCUAAAGCAAAAAAAUGUCUGCAGUCCCAGCCAUGUGUACUGGGCACUUCCCCAGCAGGGCAGAGCCAUGGGGAGCUGGACACUGGCCCCAUGGCGGCAUUGCUGGGACAGAGGCUGGUAGCCCCCAGGCACUUGCUGCUGCUGCCUGUCUGGAUGUGCCAGGCACAGACCAAAGGCAAUGUCCAUUGCUGCCUUGGCCGUUUCACAAUCACAGCCCUUUAGAUUGUAAGUUUUCAGUGGUAAGACUCAGUAAGUAUUACAAAAACAGGAUGGUUUUCCUGUAGGUAUCUCUGAAAUACUGAUCUUGACUUUUCAGUAUGAAAUAAUCCUUCUCUCUGGUGCCUGUUUUCAUGACUCUCUAUUUGCAGCCACAUUGUGUUACACAUUUGGCAUCCAGGCUCUCAACCUCUAGCAAGGAGGGCUAUGCUGCCAGCUGUCUCUUUCUGCAGACAAGACUGAGCUGUGUGAAGUUACUGUGUAUUUCAGGCCAGCCUUGCUUUGAUCAUGCCACUCUUGAAGGAUGGAUUGACCAUGAGUUAACUGAUUAGUCUAGAAAAUGUCAUCUGUUUGGUCAUGAACCAAGUCAAACAUCUAUAAAGCCCCAUCCCUCAUUUAACAGCA
Messenger RNA from Parus major (Great Tit), 3551 nucleotides. Its product is annotated as cathepsin E-A-like. Gene Ontology annotation, biological process: proteolysis. The record is from RefSeq and is a predicted model, not a curated record. The transcript has 9 exons. NCBI's taxonomy places the organism in Eukaryota, Metazoa, Chordata, Aves, Passeriformes, Paridae. Gene Ontology annotation, molecular function: aspartic-type endopeptidase activity. Bases 537 to 1754 code for a protein of 405 amino acids.